UGAGAGUUGCUUUCUCUCUGCUCUUCGUUUCUUCUUUCUAUCACUACUUCGUCUUCACUCCACAGCCCAUUCCCUCUCAAAAUAGCGGGAGGAGAAAUGGAUCGGAGUCCGCCGGUGAGGAAGUCGCACACCUCCACAGCUGAUCUGCUCACAUGGUCUGAAACGCCGCCACCGGCAGCUAUCGAUCAGGCUGUGUCGGCCUCCCGCCGGACUCUCAAGCCGGCGGGAGGGAUUAGCCCGGUGAUGUUCGGGGCGCAGAUGUCGGCGGAGGAAGCGGAAAGCUUGAACAAGAGGAAACCCUGUUCAAGCUCAAAACUGCGAGAAAUGACUGGCAGUGGUAUCUUUGCAGCAGAUAAUGAGAAUGCGAUAAUGGAAUCUGGUAAUGCUGUCUCAAAUCAUAAUACUAAGACAAGUGUUAGAAUUUGCCAGCAAGCUGUUAGUGCAAUUAGCCAAAUAUCAUUUAGUGCUGACGAGGCAGUUUCUCCAAAGAAGCCUACUUCGAUUGCUGAGGUAGCAAAGCAGCGAGAGCUAAGUGGUACCACUGAGAGUGAGCUUGAUGCCAAAGUCAAGAAGCAGCUCUCUGAAGCAAAGAGCAAAGAGCUUAGUGGGCAUGACAUCUUUGGUCCUCCUCCUGAAGUUCCGGCCAGGCCUUUAGCUGCAAGGAAUUUGGAACUAAGGGGGAAUUUGGAUUUCGUCUUGCCACAGCCUCGAAGCAUACAUACAUCAGUGAAAGUAUCUAAUCCGGCUGGAGGUCCUAGCAAUAUCAUGUUCAGUGAUGAUAGUGUCGCCAAGACUGCAAAGAAGAUCCACACUCAGAAGUUCCAAGAGCUGACCGGCAACGACAUAUUCAAAGAAGACGCACCCCCAGGGUCUGCCGAGAAGCCACUGAGUGUGGCAAAACUGAAGGAGAUGAGCGGCAGCGACAUCUUUGCAGAUGGGAAAGCGGCAUCGCGAGACUACUUCGGCGGAGUCCGUAAGCCUCCCGGUGGUGAGAGCAGCAUUGCAUUGGUUUAACUAUCCUGACCACGUUGUCUGUGUAUUAUUGCAGUUUGUCUUCCUAAUCAACUUCCGAAACAUGUUUCUGUGGACUAAUUAUGUGCUGCGUGUGCUUGAUGUAUCUUAGACUGUUUGGCUUUGACAUUGUUCAUUGAGAGUGACGAGAGAUGAUGGAACCUUUGUCCGA
Molecule: messenger RNA, 1183 nt
Organism: Musa acuminata subsp. malaccensis (wild Malaysian banana)
Lineage: Eukaryota; Viridiplantae; Streptophyta; Magnoliopsida; Zingiberales; Musaceae
Source: RefSeq, a predicted model, not a curated record